AAAAUGAUCUACUUUUACCAGAAUUACAAUAUACGUCAGUUGAUCAAAGUAAUCAAAUAGAAACUAAAGACGAUAGAUCUGAAGCUACUACUGAUUCUGAUGAUUCUGGUGCUAUUAUACGGCUAAUUAUUUCUGGUACUAGCUUUCUUUCUUGGAUAUCACUUGAAAAAAGUCUUGAAUAUUAUGGAAAGAAAAAUGGAAAAACCGAACAAAAAAUUUACAUUAAUAAACUUAUUGAAGAGCAUAAUCAUAGCCUUACACCAUAUCGUGAGGAAUUUGCACCAUCUUUGCAACGACUGUCACAGAACAUUUUAGAUGAAAUUAAGUUUAUGAUCCAAAAAUGUGAAUAUAAUGCUAGACAGCAAAGAUGGUAUCUUGUCAAUAAGUUUCCUGGUGUUAAUAUUUAUUCUAAGAAUCUUUAUAAUGCAAUCCGACAUUACAAAACUCCUACUGCCUCAAAAAUUAACCAGGAUGCCACUCUGAUGCUUGAAUAUUUGAUUUUUAAGCAGCGUAAAGAUCCGAAUUAG
This is a messenger RNA of Racocetra persica, 527 nucleotides long. NCBI's taxonomy places the organism in Eukaryota, Fungi, Glomeromycota, Glomeromycetes, Diversisporales, Gigasporaceae. The record is from the annotation of a GenBank genome assembly.